Molecule: messenger RNA, 3001 nt
Organism: Stylophora pistillata
Lineage: Eukaryota; Metazoa; Cnidaria; Anthozoa; Scleractinia; Pocilloporidae
Product: neuronal acetylcholine receptor subunit alpha-7
Biological process (GO): monoatomic ion transmembrane transport
Cellular component (GO): postsynaptic membrane
Molecular function (GO): acetylcholine-gated monoatomic cation-selective channel activity; transmembrane signaling receptor activity
Source: RefSeq, a predicted model, not a curated record
CACCUUGAUAAUUUAUUUUAUAUGACUGAAUGGAUGUUUUAUAUCAUCACAUACACUUAAAUUUGGGUCUCUAAAUGUAUUGAGAUAGUCGACUAUUUCUUCCGCUCUGACAAGCAGGGACGACUUUCCCGUUCAGUUGAUUAAUUCUUCUCUCGACGGGAGUUGCAGGUAUUUAAAAUCGUGCCCACAAUACAAGCUUCCAGAUGUGAAUAUUUUAUCUAACUACAACACCUAGAAAUCAACAGCCUUAAAGGAAAGUAUGGUUAAAAAAUUAUCUUUCUGAGGAUUUGUUAUAGAGUAAGAAGUUAUAAACAAAUGGAAUUGCGCAAUCUCAUUAUUACAGUGUUAUGGAUGGCACUUUGCACGCAGGGUUCUUCAGGUUCUUUACAAUGUAGCUCUCAAAAACCUCUGUUGAACGGCUCAUAUUUGAAGAACGGAGCUGCGGCAGGGCGAUUUAAGUAUUUAGCCAGCGUCAAUGACUUUGGUAACUGCACUAAACUUGCUUGUGAAUAUGAAAAACAUGGAGAUCAUGAGUUUGCCUACCUGUUGGACGGCCAAUGUUUCAUUGUGACCUGUCGAAGUGAGAAAUCAUGCGAAACUAUGAGGCAGCCAUAUAUCGUUCCACUAAAGUUGGCAAAGUUGGAGUGGUCAGAAGCGCCUCCUGAAACUCCUUCAUCUCGCGGCAAUGUUUCAACAGCUCCAACUUCCACGACACCAACGAAGAAACCGGCCACAAAUUCUACCAAAGGACCUCAAAGAAUUGCACCGGGACAGAGAGGUCCAGAUGGAAAAGUCGCUAUGACCACAGAGCACAGGCUUCUCCAGGAUAUAAUUUACACCGACAGCUAUAAUAGAGAGGUCCGACCAGCACUUCGCGAUAGUGAUGUUGUCACGGUCCUUUUUGGAGUGAAGCUUGUCCAGAUCGUGGACGUGGAUGAGAAAGCGGAGACCUUAAAAGUGAACGUCUGGACUACACAAAAAUGGAAAGAUCCCUUUCUGCAAUGGAACCCUGAUCAUUACGAUGGAAUCAGCACAAUCAACGUGGAACCAAAUUUAGUUUGGCUGCCUGUCAUUAUACUUUACAACAACGCUGCCAAGGGUUUCACUGGUGGACUGGAAAAGUACAAGACAAAAGUACUAAUUGACAGCAAUGGUACAGUCACAUGGUAUUCCGCGACGCAGUUCAUUUCGUCCUGUAAACAGAAUAUCCGCUUCUUUCCUUUUGACGAGCAAUUCUGUUAUUUAAAAUUUGGAUCUUGGACUUAUAAUGUGAAGUAUCUUGACAUGACAACGAAUCAUACAACCGCUGACAUGUCGGCUUGGAUAAAAAAUGGCGAAUGGGAGGUGAUAGAUGUUCCAGUUAAGAAAAACCAGCUCUAUUAUGCAUGCUGCCCUGACCCGUACGCUGACAUCACCUACACUAUCCACAUGAAGAGGAAGGUACUUUACUACAUAUUCAACCUGAUCAUCCCUACAACCAUCAUCGUCUUCUUUAUUCUGGUCGGCUUCUGUCUUCCGCCGGACACCGGGGAGAGAAUCACUCUGAACAUCACUGUGCUGCUGACAAUGACAGUGUUUUUGAACAUUGCGUCUAACACCCUGCCCUCCACCUCGGACAGCCUUCCUCUCCUGGGGGACUAUUACCUGAUUCUUAUGAUCAUGGUUUGCUUUGCGAUUCUCUCCACUUGUGUUGUCCUUCGGUAUUACUAUGCAACGCCAACGCGCAUGCCCGAGCGUCUGCGCGUGAUAAUAAAUGAAUGGAUUGCGUCGCUACUCUUUUUCGUCAUUACGAAGAAACCCAAGAACAAAGUUAUCAGUCAGUGGUGUAGAAAACGAACCGAAGAGGCGUGUUACGACUGCCACGAGUCUAACAACUUUAUGGCUGCGCAGAGCUUUAUUGUCCAAAACGAGAACAACACCGCCGAGGAACGAAUUGCUCUGAUCGAAAUAACGCCAAAAAAUCACCACACGCGAGCCAAUGGGAUACAAAAUGAACAUCGAAAGACGCCGUCUAGUGCAUCACACCAGAAAUCCAAGAGUGAGCCAGCCAUCAAUCUGAGCAGUGGAGCGUCAACAGCUUCAGAAAGGCGGUUGAGAAGGCGAAAGAUGUCCGUACUUCCCAAACGUGGUAACGCUUUAAAUACCCUACAAAACAGAGUUAUGGAAGGACUUGGAGUCCUAACUCGCCGCGUUAAAGAAGACAACGAAACAGAAGAGAUUGUUUUGGAAUGGCAAUUCGCAGCGAUUGUUCUCGAUCGUUUGUUUUUUGUCCUGUACUCAAUCACUUUCAUCAUUCCUUUGUUUGUUUUCUUCUACGCUUCGCCGACUCCACCAGUCAGCAAAGUGGAACCACAGUAAGAAAAACGUCUGUCGCCUACUGAGUGACUAGCCUUACGACGAGACGAUCAGAUGUCAUGAAUGGAAUGGAUUCAUAUCACUUUAAUUGUCUAUGACACUAGCAUGAGUAACUUCACAACUCAACGCCUGUGCUCCGGGCUCUAACUCGUUCCCAGGCGUCUUCAUAACACGUGCGCCAGGGGUAUAAAAAGAAUGAUGAAAGGUGAGAGAGGAAAGACUUUUUUCACCUCUCGCUUUUUUCUCACCCAUCACACUUCGCACUCCCGCGUCAAUAGUGUUGAGCCCGCGUUGUUGAGAUGAUUGGGAUGAGUUAUCUCCAGGCUGGAGUACGCUCCGCACGUGGCAAAGAAUAGAGGCUUGGGUUGACAAUCUACAUAAAAGUUAAAAUAACUUCUGGGAAGCACUAUUACCAAAAUUGACCCUGCACGGCGACAAAAGCUAUUUAAUAACGAGAGGCCACGACUUAAAAAUUAAACAGAGAAGUUCAAAAUAAAAUCAGCUGGUGUCUUUUAAUAUUUCUAAUGUAAUACAAAACUGUAAGACGUAAAAUAUUACUAUAACAAUGAUACACUUAAAAAAAUAAAAGUAAACAUUACAUUAGUUAAAAUUAUUUUCGUUUCUUUUAAUAGGAAAGAAAAUAUGA